AUGUCUAAUGAUACAAAUGAAAAACAAAAUGUAACUAAAAAUCCAAGUGAAAAUAAUCAUUUCACUGAAGAGGAUUUAUGUCGAAUAAAGGAAUUUCACGUUGGAGAUUUACCAAAAAAUUCCGGUUUCGUUCGUCCAUUUCGAGCCGCAUUCACUGAUGAACGAAAUAAUAAUCCUGUAAAACGAUUAUGGGAUGCUAUCGAUGCUCAUAAUUCUGUUGUAAUUAUUAUUUACAAUCGAUCAACUGAUUCACUCGUUUUUGUUCGUCAAUUUCGUCCAGCUGUUUAUGUUAUGAUUAGUAAAGAAACACAAAAUGCUUCAUCCAUAGAUGAAAUUGAUUUUACAAAGCAAGAUCCAAAAUCUGCAGUUACUUAUGAAUUUUGUGCUGGAAUUGUUGACAAAAAACACUUAUCAAAUAAAGAACAUGCACAUGCUGAAAUACUUGAAGAAUGUGGUUAUUCAGUUGAUAUUAAUUCUAUUGAAUCAGUAACUAAAUAUCGAACAGGUGUUGGUACUGCUGGUCCAGCACAAGAACUUUUUUAUGUUGAAGUAACAAAUGAAAUGAAAGUAAAUAUGGGUGGUGGGAAUUCAUCAGAACAAGAACUUAUUGUUGUACAUGAAAUUCCUGUUGAUGAACUUUAUCAAUUUGUAUUUGAUCAAACUAAAGCAAAAGAAACAUCAUUAAUGUUUGGUAUUAUGUGGUUUUUACAUAAAAAAGGACGAUUACCAUGA
Molecule: messenger RNA, 732 nt
Organism: Adineta steineri
Lineage: Eukaryota; Metazoa; Rotifera; Eurotatoria; Adinetida; Adinetidae
Source: the annotation of a GenBank genome assembly